CAAUAUUAUAAUAUAAAACGAAAGCUAUAUAUUAAAUUAAUAUUAUUUUAUGAAAGUGUACAUAGAUCUAUAUACGAUUUAAGAGUAUUUUACGAGGUAACUUUGUGGCCACUGAGAAAAUUAUCGCUAUUAAGAGAAAUAUACAUACAUCAUAAAAUUUAGAAACACCUCGCGCGAAACGUACGCGAGAAGGUUUGCCAAACUCCUUGUUUCGCGAGGGGAGAUGAGAGAAAUCUUCAAGGUCCAACUACCUGUCUGCAUCCGUAUCGUAAGGUUUUACAAUAUUAAAAGCCGCCUAUUGUUGUCGGCGGGACAGAUCUAUCGUAGCGGUAAUCCCCGUCAAAAUCUCACCGCGAUUCACAAUGCCAAAUUUUUCAACGACGUAUUAAUAAUGUUGUAGGUACAGAGGAAAAGUGAUACGUAAGAAAAUGAAUAUUGCAAUGUAGAAAUGAAAGAUGAUACGGCAGCAUAUAGUCUCCGUGUAUUUACGACCGAUAGUUUUUCUUCUUCUUCGUCUCUCCCUACGGAGGCGAAUUUUACGUUAGUGGAAUUUAAUCGCGAAUUAUUUUUGCAGAUUUUAUUUACUCGUUCAUUGCGUAUUCGCAAUCUUAUGUACAUGUAUGUAGAAAAUCGGGUAGCGACAAGAGGGAGAAAGAGAGGGAGAGAGAGAGAGAGCGAGAGAACGUUUAUUAUUACAUUAUUCUUGCUAUUAUUAUUAUUACUCUUAUUAUUAUCAUUGUUAUAACUCCCAUCUAUCUAUCCAUAUUGUCAGAGUAGAGAACGAAUCAAACCUUGUGAAAAAAAAGAAAGAAAGAGAAACUUUUUUGUAGUCUCAAUCAAUACUUGUUAGGUCUGCUCGAAAAAAACAAUCUUAUAUUCUCAUCUUGCGUAAUAAAUAGUGCUGUAAUAAUGAUAAUAUAUAUACACACACAUACACACAUACCGUAUACAGAAAGUAAUGUUAACAGAGUAUGGAUUUCAGCUUCCACUUGAUCGCGUGUGUCUUUUUAUUUUAUCGGCUUGCGGUCAGAUUGUUUCAUAUGAUUGAUCCAUUGUCACACUAAUGAUUGAGAUCUGCCAGAAGUCAUUGAUAGGUUUCCUCGACUUUUCAAGUUUAUCCAUAACGUAUAAUAAGUGAAGCUGAAAGUUGUCGCAAUACUCAACAAAAAAAAUAUCGAUCUGUGAGGACGCUCGACAGUGUUUGAGCGAACUGUCAAAAUUUUCGUUUCCUUCUUACCCUUACUAUUCACUACAGUCGUCAAACGGCGGAGGAGCGUAGUGCAUUUAAGUAUCGAGAAUGCGGAUAAAGAUGAAGAAAUCUUUCGGCUGUGUAAUAUCGAUAUUUUUUUUCUUUUCUUUUUUUCUUUUUUUAUUAACAUUACACGCUUGUAAAAGUUUGGCGGUUUGGAUGUGUAGUAUCUGACGAAAAUCUAAUGAGCGAGAAGUGUACAUAGCCGUCUAUUGCCAUCCGCGCAUCGACGUGACGUGUUAUAACGCGUUGAAUUAUAAUACGUCGCGUCAGCAUGUAAGAUGGCAAGGAAUCUCUUUUCAAUGGCAAUUAUAUCACGUUCGAUGUUGCGCUCACAAUGCAAGCGAACAUGGAGAAGCGUCGGAAGAAGAAUUCCCAGUAAAGGUUGCGGAUGUUUAGUGUAGCAGUGGAGCAAUCGAUUGUUAUAUGUCAUUUGUCACUUUUACGCCUUGUUGUUUUCCUUUUUCUUCUUCCCCCGAGGCAGUCAGUCGUAUCUUUUUAUAACCUCAAUAUAAAGUGUACCAAACACACACGUGGUACACACAAACAUGUACUCUUCUGCAUCUCCCUUAAUUGUCUCGACAUUUCAAACUGAUUAUACAAUAAAUAACGACUGAUUUGUAAUACAUAACACACGUGAGCGUUUGUAGCGUGAUUCCUUGCCCCGAAGUGAAUAAAAGAAAUGUAUUUCGCCUGAGAAUAUCCAUCGAUCAUCAUCCCGACGAGCCGAGUCGAGUUAAAGUAAGCGAGUUUAACGAGAAAAUUAUUCCACCGCGCGACAUUCCAUCCACUCUCGCUGCGAAAGGAUAUGGCUGAUGUGACGAUCAGUGAGUGAUUAUGCGAGUACGAUAAAUUGUGCGAAUAUUUUAUACAAGUGUGUGUCCGUAUGCGUCUCUCACAUUGGUCAGAAAUGAGUCGUUUGUGUCAGCGUUGUGUUAACGUCUAGAAACUUCGACGUACACGCGUCAAUUUUUCAACCAGUUAAUGUAACUCGCGCGUCUUGUUGUAUCAUGUCCGCCGAAAUCUUAACGUCCUCCGUCUUACUUGAAGAGUAGGCUUGAGUAAGACUCGUUUGAAAUAUGUUUGCGAACAAGCGCCAGUCUCCAAAAAGUCAUCCUCUUCAUUUUGAAAUCAAAAUGAUCCUUCUUAUCCCGCGCUAACGACACAGAGGAACAAGAAGCGUCGUCCCCUCAAGAAUCGCAAGGGUAUUCCCGUCUUCCGACUCGCCCGUCUCAGGAAAAUAUCGUCGCCAUCCACUCAUGCUACAAACACUACAGGCGAAGUAGACUGUCGAGACGCUCGGCGGUAAUUUACGCAAAGAGUAAUUGGCCGUCGCUAAGCGAGCCCGACCACGCGAUCCUUAGAUCCUUGUGUCUCUCGAGCAGACUUUGAGCGGCCAGUCGCAGCAAUUGCGGGAGACCCUGCGAGUCUACCUGAUGAGGACCCAAGUGGAGGAGGCUGUGACGGAGGACGAACAGGCGAGUCUGACGCAAUGUCUGGCCACGAUCGGCAACGCGUUCGACGCUCUCAUUCAGUACACGCAGUCUCUGAAGGUGUCGUGUCUCGCCAUGGGUAGAGCGCUCGACGUGGGUCACGCUCUGCUCGCUCUUCGUCCCGCUUCCGACGUGAAUCGCACGGACGAGGAUCUCCUAUUGUGUCGCAAACAGAUUCAGGUCGAGAGAGAGAAGAAAAUGUCGAGUCUGCGAGAGCUGAUCGAAUGCUGCUCCAGUAACGUGGUCCUACCUGAGGACGCGUGCACGUUGCUGAACAAUCAUACAAACAGGAGGAAGGACUUUCUCGUCGCGUCGGCAAACUUUGAAAGCCUGCUCGAAAAGUCGAGACUGUCGGUGUCGCAGAUGGAGAAGCUCCAUCGGCAGCACGAGACAAUCCUGGAGAACCUGCGACAGAGCAGGCGGCUCUUGGACUCGGAAUUGCCGAGGAUAAUUAAUUCGUACGUAAGCAGGACGAGUCUCGAGUGGCAGAGUAUUUAUCAAACUGAACGAUGAAACGCAGGCGGUUGCAAUCACUCCAGCGAGUCUUUCGCGAGGUCGCAGAAUUGUGCGAGGACGGUAACGUGCAUGUCACCAGUCUAUUCAAGUUGAUUGCGAUGAACCUCUGCCGAGUGAGGGACGUAGGUGAGCGCAAUUUUCAAGGGAAAUUUGUCAAAUAACGAGUCAAAAUAAAAGAAAAGUCAAUAUCUCGAGAAAAAGACCCUUAGAAAAGAUUACUUCAAA
Harpegnathos saltator (Jerdon's jumping ant) is the source of this 3483-nucleotide messenger RNA. RefSeq lists its product as uncharacterized. Bases 2686 to 3255 code for a protein of 189 amino acids. Lineage: Eukaryota; Metazoa; Arthropoda; Insecta; Hymenoptera; Formicidae. The record is from RefSeq and is a predicted model, not a curated record. The transcript is spliced from 2 exons.